AUGUCUGUUUACUCGCAAGUGAAUUCAAGCAGCCGUUUAUUUCUUCUCUCUGUCUCCUCUCUUCUCUUCUCUUUCCUUCACUCAAUUGCUGAUCUUUCAUCUCACAACGCAUCAAGCUUCUUCGCAUCAAGCCUCUUCCUUUCUUCAUUCUGUCGAGUCGCUUUGCUUUUUGCAACGAGAUACUUUUCGGUCAACUUCUUAUCUCCCCUGCACAACUCUUCACCGCAACCACCAGCAUCUCGCACCAGCCGCUUCAUCAUGUCGGACACUUCCAUCAGAGAAACCAUCGAAUACGAUGAUAGCACUCCCAGCUUGACCGACCAUGUCGAAGAUGCGACCGACCAUACCCCCAGUCCCGGCAACGACGACGAUGAUUCUUUCGGCGAAGAUUUCGAUCACGCCGAUUCCACCAGCCCGAGUGUCUCCGAAGAUGAAGACAACGAGUCCCUUCCCGCGGAAUCCAAUUCCCGCACCCUCGCCGGCGAUAACCUUGGCUCCCCUCCACCCAAGACAAGUCGACUCUCCCAACUCUUCACCAACUUUGCCGAUGAAUUCCUCGACAUUAUUGAAGAAGAUGCCCAAGAAGCUGUCAUCGAAGCCGCAAAGGCUCAGAAUAUCGAUAUGGGUAAGAUGGUGAAGAGGCACGAUCACGAAAUCGGCAACCUGAUGGACGAGUUUUACGAUCAUGUCUCUAGCCAUGAGAAGAGGGCCAAGGCAGAGUCGGACAAGGUCAGAGGCGAGAUGAAAAGCCUCAAACGUUCCAUCGACAACAGGGAUGCGAGAAACAGCGCAUUCCAAAAAGAAGUCAGUGAUCGACUCGCCAGCCUGGAGAAGAGGUCCGUCGAUCGUUUCCUUUUGUUGGAGAAGAUUACCAGCAGCCGAAUGACUCGUCUUGAGAAGGAUAUCGACGCGAGGUUUGCUUCUCUAGAGAUGAGCAUGAAUGACCGAUUUGCUGAAUUUGAGGAGCGCAUCGAUUAG
This is a messenger RNA of Fusarium vanettenii 77-13-4, 978 nucleotides long. RefSeq lists its product as uncharacterized. The coding region runs from base 1 to 978 and encodes 325 amino acids. The record is from RefSeq and is a predicted model, not a curated record. The transcript has 3 exons. Lineage: Eukaryota; Fungi; Ascomycota; Sordariomycetes; Hypocreales; Nectriaceae.